Molecule: messenger RNA, 1023 nt
Organism: Paralichthys olivaceus (Japanese flounder)
Lineage: Eukaryota; Metazoa; Chordata; Actinopteri; Pleuronectiformes; Paralichthyidae
Source: RefSeq, a predicted model, not a curated record
CAGAUAAUGGAUGCAAUCAAAGGUUCAAUGACUGAAAUCUACAACGACCUUUCUAAGAGUACUUCAGGGAACACAAUAGCAGAGAUAAGACGAUUGAGAAUUGAAAUUGAAAAAUUGCAGUGGUUGCAUCAACAAGAGUUGUCAGAAAUGAAGCACAAUCUUGAGCUGACAAUGGCAGAGAUGAGGCAAAGUCUGGAGCAGGAGAGGGAGCGGUUGGUGACUGAGGUGAAGAAACAGAUAGAGCUGGAGAAACAACAAGCAGUGGAUGAGACAAAGAAGAAACAGUGGUGUGCUAACUGCAGGAAAGAAGCCAUCUUCUACUGCUGCUGGAACACAAGCUACUGUGAUUACCCAUGUCAGCAAGCCCACUGGCCGGAGCAUAUGAAGUCCUGCACACAGUCAGCCACAGCUCCACAGCAAGAACCCGAGGCUGAAUCGACAGCAGACCUCCCAAACAAAGGAGUAGGGCAGACGAGCAGUGGCCCAAACUCUCUCAGAGAUAUGCCCGUCUCUGCACCAUCAGAAAAAGACUGUGACGUUGAGAAAAGUGCUGACAGUGUUGCUGUUUCUUUAUCCUAACCCAACUUACUAUACUUGAAAAUGUAAAUGUAAGAUUGUUUCUUUUUUUAUCACUACAAUAAUGUGUUCAUAUAUACUGUUCUGUUCAAGUGGAUGUUAAGGGAGCAAUCCAAAUAAUUUUUAUUUAUAUAUAUUUUUGUCUGCCUUUCAGGGCUCACACAAUGACCCUGACACGCAGUGGUCUUUAAAACAUUUUAAAUGUAGAAACAAGACAGGCAGCAGAUAGUUAGCAACCACUGGAGGGAGCAGUCUCAAAAAGUACACUGCAUACUAAAGCACUUUGUUGCCAUCUAUAUAGAGCUGCUAGUAUAAAUAAAGAUCUGAAGAGCAUGCUGAGUGUCACAAAACAUCCACAUAGUGUAAAGGACAACAGUGUAACAGUUAAAAACUGCAAAAAAUGUAACCCUUGUUUAUGGACCACCUCGGAUUUAGAUUAGAGGACUG